AUGGCCUUGCCGGAUGCCUGGGUGGUGGAUGAGGCCAAGGAGCUUCAAGCACGGCUGCCUGCAGCGCAGAAUGCUUUGGCGCUGGAGGCGCAGAGCUACCAACUUGGAGCAAAAACACGAAUGUGCUACCUCAUUUCAGGAUGUAUUUGCCAAGAGCUCACUUUGUCGCGGAUCCGCGCAGCUGCAGAAGCUUGUAAUGAGAAGGUUGCGUGGCCGAACUUUCUCAUCAACGGCUCCAAUGGCUCAUCAGCUUUGCGGGUUGGAACAGAUUGUAGUGGCUUGGAAGCUCCAGUGCAUGCCCUCCGUUCUAUGGGCCUGCUGCACAAACAUGUUUUCAGCUGCGAGAUCAAUCCGGCCCCCAGGACGAUGAUUGAAGCGAAUUGCUUGCCUGAGGAAGCUUUCAUGGACGACGUGAUUGUCAGCUCUGCUGGCGCAGUGCCCUUUAUGCAUUUGUAUGUGGCUGGGUUUUCCUGCAAACCAUUUUCCAUGCUUCACAACAAGACCAAGCUUCUUGAGGAAAAGGAGGCUGAGAUUUUCAAGGCAGUUCUUCGACGCAUCGGCAAGAUACGGCCUCCAUGCUUUGUCCUCGAGAACGUCAAAGGCAUCCAACGGUGCAUGGAGAAGGUACAAUCUAUGUUGCAGGACUUGGGCUACAUCGUAGCGGUUCAAUUGAUGGACCCUUCGAGUUUGGGGGAGCCCCUUCUCCAGCCACGUUUCUAUUUCAUCGGGCUGCGAACAGAUGUGGCCGCUUUCCCUGCAGGAGCCUCCAGGCACAUUCUCCAGCACAUUUGGACUGAGCUGGGGCAGGCAAAUGAACCUGCUCCUUUGGCUCAGCGGCUCUUGCCAAGUGACCACCCGCUUGUGUCGCAGCACCAACAAUUCAGGAGGGCGCGAUGGUCUCAGGCAGCAACACUGGCGUUUCCAACCAGGUCACCCCACAUGAAAUGGAAGGAGCUGCAUGAUGAAUGGAAGGCCAAACAUUGCCACGCGGCUCCGUCAGCUUUUAGUUUCAGGGGCUGCUCGGCUGAUGAUUUGUUUUUGCAUUUACCCCGGGAGAGAGACGUUUGGGACAAGUUGCGCACGACAGUUGGGCAAGCUGACCAGUUUGUGUGCGAUUUGUCUCAAAGUUUGGGCCGCAACAGAGAGCGCACUGAUGGAAAGGUGCCUACCAUUACUCCCGGAUCCCACCUGAUCCUGGGCAGUGAGGGCUCUUCUGCUGCACACAUUCCCACUCCACAAGAUGACUUUCCCAACCCUAAGGAUCCGAGAAGCCACUUUUAA
This is a messenger RNA of Durusdinium trenchii, 1281 nucleotides long. The record is from the annotation of a GenBank genome assembly. NCBI's taxonomy places the organism in Eukaryota, Dinophyceae, Suessiales, Symbiodiniaceae.